This is a messenger RNA of Suillus fuscotomentosus, 848 nucleotides long. RefSeq lists its product as uncharacterized. Lineage: Eukaryota; Fungi; Basidiomycota; Agaricomycetes; Boletales; Suillaceae. Gene Ontology annotation, biological process: protein phosphorylation. The annotation marks the transcript as partial. The record is from RefSeq and is a predicted model, not a curated record. Gene Ontology annotation, molecular function: protein kinase activity. The transcript is spliced from 6 exons.
GUAUUUUCGGGCAAGGUACCGUACUCGUGGAUCCAGGAAGAGAGUCAAGUGCUUUUGGAAAAAGUAAGGGGCACAGAGCCUUAUCUUCCGACCAUGGAGGUAUGAUCCUUGCGAACUUUAUCUUACGCAGGCCUCAAAGAACUUAUAAUUCAAAGAUUGAUGAAGUACACCUGAACUUGGUGCGACAAUGCCUGUCGGGAGAGAAAUCCCGUCCUUCAAUCGACAAGGUUCUCUAUUUAAUCUUAGUGAAAAAAUUCAGUGCUGUGGAUCUGACGGGCUCGAUCCAACGGCUCAACAAGGACCACCACGAUUCCGGAGGAUUUACAUAUGUUCAUCCAUGCAAGCUCCGUCUGACGGAAAUCGACGCGAGCGUCCAAGAAAAGGUUUCCCGCUACUACCAGUACCCUACCGCAACAGAAUGCGUUGAUGUCACAGUCAAGGAACUUAUCUUGGCCAAUGAUCCAGACAUCCUGAAGAUCAUCAAUCAAUUGUUUCAAGAAAUCAAGCUAUGGUUGAAACUUGAGCACGAAAAUAUCGUCCCUCUCUGGGGUGUUACAGAUGGAUUUGAUUCCCUUCCAGCACUUAUUUCGCCGUGGUUAGAAAAUGGCUCUCUGACCGGAUACCUUCAGCACAAGCAUGAGAUGCUUUUUGAUGACGGAAAGUUUGCCCUGGUUCGCUCAAGUAGUCAUCUCCCCCGCCAAGCUGACGUCUCUUUAGCUUAGGGAUGUAGCUCGUGGACUUCAAUAUCUCCAUUCGCAGUCAAUCGUCCAUGGAGACCUGAGCGGUAAUAACGUCGUCAUUAACAAGAAUGGAAAGGCAUGCCUCACCGAUUUCGGUCUCUCUGCCCU